AUUGCCGAUACCAUACAACUAAUAGACGAGAUUAGGAUUUAUUUAGGAAGGAGCUAACUUCGGUUUCACGGCUAUUAAAGUGCGCUAGCUAUGUUCACUUUUACAUCUCUAUAAAACAACGAUUUUGAAGUGAAUGUUCCACUUUUCGUUCACGAUAAGAAACAUGUUAUGAUUGAACACAGCUAUGAAUUCAGAAGUAGAAUUUCACAUCAGAAACAACUAUCCUUGGGGAAAGCUCCCAGGAAAUAUUAAGCAGUUACUUGGUCAUUCCCCAAAGGAAUAUGAGAAAUGUGUCUUCAGCUAUAGUAUCAAGAAUCAACUUCGUUUCAAAGGCAACCUCAUACGGCAAGUAAAGAAAGAUGAUCGCAAGUACUACGAAGACCUGCUCAAGUACAGCCGAGAUCACCUGAUGCUAUACCCUUAUCAUCUAUCGGACAUCACAGUCAAAGGACUAAGGAUAACACCCUUCUCUUACUAUCUGAGCAUGAUGCAUGAUAUUAUGUCGAGUGAAAAGAGCUACGACUCACUGCCGAACUUUACUGCUGCUGAUUGUUUAAGAUUACUUGGGAUCGGAAGAAACCAGUAUAUUGACAUCAUGAAUCAAUGCAGAUCAUCAAAGAAAUUCUUCCGGAGGAAACCGAUCCGUGACCUGCUUCCAGGCAAGCCUAUAGAGGAUGUGAGCGUGGAGGCAUGGUGGAUGGUGCAAGCUGGAUACAUUACCGAGGAUGAUAUCAGGACUGUGUCAAUAGCUGAGAAGAAUGCCAUAGAUAGAAUCAUUGAUACAGGGUCACAACCAGCCGGUGCAAUGGAUUAUUACGUUGUGCAUAAAUUAUAUCUGAAAGGCCUUGUUUAUGUUGAUGUGCCAAUUGAAGAUGAUGACUAUAUCUCAGUACCACCAUUGGAAGGCUUUGUCAUGAAUCGUCUCCAAGGUGAUUACUUUGAGAAGCUCCUCUAUAAAAUCUUUGUCUCCAUCGAUGAACACACAACAGUCGCAGAGCUUUCCAAUGUGCUCCAGAUUGACCUUGGUCUAGUGAAGAAUGCCAUCUCAAUGUACUGCAGACUAGGAUUUGCUAAGAGGAAAGGACAGGACCUAGAUAUGGAAGCUUUACAUCCGUCGUGGCAAGACAUUCUUCAGGCAAAUGGCACCAAAAAAUCUACAGUUCAAGAUGAUCUGCUUCUCAUCGACUGGGGAGCUGCUCACACCACUAACUCUGAGAAGACCUCCCCAUCCAACGAGGGCUCCAUCGACACCUCUGACAUCGCCAGCAUCGACGAGUCCGAGGUUUCGACAUCAGCGAUCACGGCGACUGGAGGUCAUUCAAAGAGGAUAGCUUUCCUGUUUGAUUCCACCCUGACAGCCUUCCUCAUGAUGGGAAAUUUAUCUCCAGGUCUGAAGAGCCAUGCAGUCACCAUGUUUGAGGUCGGUAAACUUUCCGACGAGUCUCUGGACAGCUUUCUUGCCGAGUUAGAUCGGGUUCCUAAAGACAGUGUAGUGGAAGGAGAAGCGCAGCGAUACUUUGAACAUGCUGUCAUACUCAAAAACACAAUCACAUUCCUAAGAUACAAUAAGGACAUAUCCCCUGAUUCUGAUGGUGUGAGUAAAGGUAUGGGUAUAGAUCUGCUAAGGUGCGAGAGUUUACUGGGUCUAGAACCAGCUACGUGUGCUCGGGUACUACAGAAAAACUAUGAGAUUUUGGUAUCAAUGGCCCCUCUUAGCAAUGAAAUCAGACCUAUUAGCAGCUGUACGCCACAACAUAUAGGACCUGCUAUACCAGAGGUGAAUUCCUUGUGGUUCAAGCUGUAUCUAUACCACCUUGUUGAGUGUGGUCCACCAUCUCUCCUUCUUGUCAAAGGAAGCAGGUUAAGAUACCUCCCUACAAUGUUUCAGGAGUUUGAUCGGUUAUUGGUCACAACAUGGGGCCACGAUCCAGGAUUGGUCAGUACAUCAAAUGCCCUCUUUACAAUAAACGAUGCCCUCGCUCACUCAGCUGUGCUAAUUCAGGCGCAUGGUUGGCUCAGUGAUGGGGAGACAGUAUGCGUACCAUUUCCUUUGGAUGAAAGCUCAAGAAUAGGUUACUUAACAAGGAGUUCCAUGCACACUCACAGAACAGUCAAGAAGCUUGAGGAGGAGCUGGACCUCACCCACUCCUGUGGCUACAUCACCCUCCUCAAAUCAGGCUGUCUGUCAUCUCCGCAGCAUCCUCCGCCAAGCAGCCAAGAUGGCAAGGACGGUCCCGACGAUGACGAGGAUGCUCAGAGUCGGCUGACUGCAUCGCAGCUCAGCGAGGCGGCCGACGAUGAGGAAGGUCUAGGGGAGGCAGCGGAUGGUGCAGAGAGCAAGAGCCUGGAUGUCGAGAAGGCUAAAGAUUCAAUGCAGCUACUGCUAGGAUCAAGACAGGUACCAGACGAAAGGGAGAGGAUCAACUCCGAAGAGCUGGAAUCAAACUGGGUGCUCUUGGACCUUAGCUUUGGGGUCCCUCUCUUUGAUGAGGUGGUCAAUCAGGAAGUUUGCCAGAGGAUAGCUGAAAAGCGCCUGUGCCAGAAGAAGAGCUUGGAGUGCUUACUUCAUUCAAGUCGGAAGCUGUCACUCCAGCUGCUCAAUUUUAUUGCAAGGCAACAGGACUUACCCGUGGUGCCAGACUUGCCGGCCGAUGCUGCCAUGAUGCCCUCAUCGACCCAGCGCAGCCAGUCACCGACCCUUCCCUACCCCACAAGGAAUCUUGUAUUCCAGGACGGCAAGCUAGGCGUCUGGGACCCCACAGCUAGGUGAACGCCUACCCUUCUAGUGCUGUAGCUUAUUAGACAAACCGUACAUGUGGUCCUCAAUACACAAAGCUUUGCAAUUGAUCGUGUAACUGUUUUUGUACCUCUGGCUGCUGUAGGUUCAUGCCAGAAGCAUUUUGAUAUGUAUUUGGGUCGUCAAUAUGUCUAUCCCAUUUUCUUUCUCAAAAUAAUUAAAAAGCCUUGAGGAACCAUCUCCAAGCUCUAUCCACAUUUGCUUACAGUACAGAGGAUGAUCUGGGGCCCCCGUAACACAAAAAUUAGUGAUUAAUUGCAAAAUGGAAUGGCCUAUCAAGACUUAAGUUGCAUGCACAUUUUUGCUCAUUGGACUGACUAGGAACCAAUCAGAAUUGCUCUUUCAAAUCAGCGAUUAAUUGCUAACAUUUGUGUUAAGGGGCCCAGGUUUGUUUAUUUGGGUAACAAGGUCAAAGGGCAAAGGCCUCAAAGUCUAUCAUAUUCCAGAGAAUAUACAAUAACUGGAGAAAAAACCCUGUAAAGGAUCAAAUUCAGACCUUGGUUAUUCUGUUUGAGAUCGACGAUGGUCUGAUUGCGAUUUUUAUCUUCAGGAGCAAAAUACUGCUCUACUCUAUGACUGAUCCAGAAGAUCAUGUUUUAUUCCAUAUUCCAGGGAAGUGUCUCUUCAAAAUUUCUGUCUGACAGGUUGUUGGAUCUGACAAAUCUUCUUGAUUUUGAUAGGUUAAAAAAACACUUUUACUACGGCAACUGUCAGAUUAAACGUCUGAGGUCCUUUCAUGAGAUGCUUCUCUGGCGUUUGUAGAGGCAUGCAGGACUUCAAAAUCAUGUUCAGAAAACAUCUCUCCUACAACUGUUUUGUGGCCAGCUUUGUGAACAGCCCUGCUAAGUGAGUGUUCUCGGGACUGCUUUGACUUUUAAGCUACAGCACUAAACCUUAUCUAAUCUUGUGAUCAACAUGGCAUUACCAUGUCAUCUCAACUGAGGAAUUUGGUGCAAUGAAAAAGUGUAAUUGGUUAUGAUUUAGAUUGUAUUUCUGAAGACUGAUAUGACAGGUGUUCCAUUAUAUCAGGUGUUCCAUUUUUAUAUAGAAACUGCACUGUGGAGCUUGUGAUUUGUAAUAUAAUGGCAUCUACAUUAUACUGAAAGAAGGAUGUCUGAAGUAAUGUAAAAGUUCUUUGAGAGCACAUACAGACAUUGUGUCAUGUAAUGUAUUACAUACCUGUACAAGGUAAGUGUAUGUAUUCCCUUGAUAUGUACAAGACCUGGGCCCCGUAACACAAAGGUUAGCGAUUAACCGCUAAAUAAAAUAGCCUAUCAUGAUCAUCGUUGCAUGAGCAUUUGGCUCACUAGACUGACUGGGAACCAAUCAGAAUAGUUCUUUCAAAGUAACAAUUAAUCGCUAACCUUCUGUUACGGGGCCCUGUUUAUUGUUGAUAAUAGAGCGCUAAUCAUGACAUCAUCAAAUCUGUAAAUACAUGUACAUUUCAAAAAUAUUUGUAACCAUUAUAGCAUUUAUCACUUAUUACUAGACCAAUCUGCUGCACAAAAAAUUCCCAUUUUUUUCUGAGAUCCACAGUAAGUCUGUGAGAGAGAGAUACAUGUAACUGUGAUACUGUGUGCAAUACAUGUGUUCAUGUAAGGGAUGUAGUCGAGGCUGGUCCUUCUCCCGUAGACGUUGUACAAGUGACUUGGGCCAAGGCCGGCAAAAUGUUGACUUGUGGCCAACCUUGACUACAUCCCUGCUUCAUGCUCUCAAAUGUUAUUGUACAACGCCUACUUAGCUUGUUGUACGCGAGCAAAUGGGAGGCUUAAUGUCAAACAUUCGUACCGUUGCACACAAGACGUACCGUCCAAAAUGUACCAUUGCACGGCUUUAGGAGGUGACGUUACAAUACGAUUUAAUUCAUUGCGCUCAGUAAAAAUGAAGGUGCAAUACGUGUAUAAGCCUGCUGGCCAAAUGCGUAAUGCUGCCCAAGGUCAUGUGCGCUUGUGGGAUUUUGCUUUUCGCUUUCUUUUUUUAUUUUUGCUCCCUUUUCAUAGAUUACUGCAGGGAAAAACUCUUGUUUUUAUUUGCUAAAUUCUGAGGUGUUGUACAACACAAAUAGUGAAUAUUCUUAUUUGUGCAAUGGUGCGAGAUUUCGCAUUUGGUGAAAGAAAGAGACGCUCUAUUCAACUCGGCUAAUGCCUCGUUGAAUAGAGCAUCUUUCUUUCACCUCAUGCGAAAUCUCGCACCAUCGCACUCAUGCCUAUUCGCUAUUUGUUUACCAUUCAAUGGGGGAUACUUUUUAAAUGGUUUACCCCCUUUGUAUUUAUCUUACCUUUAUUUUCGUAGUUUUAAUGAAUGAACUAUUAUAGGUCUAUACUUAAGUUAUAAGAGACCUGGGGGCAUUAUCUACUUUUCAUCCACACCCCCCCCCUCAAAACAAAACAAACAUUGCUGUGAAAUCUUGCAGACUUCGGUGAUCUCAUUUUUGAUGGCCGGGUGCGUGUUUCAUAAAGAUGUUCAUAAAUUACGAGUGAGUUUACUCAUGACUGGUGACCCUUUCUUAAAAACUAAAUCAACGCCAAUGGAAAUUUGAUGUGUAUCGCUUACCACAAGAAAGGAUCACCGGUCAUCCGUAAAGUCGCUCGUAACUUACGAACAGCUUUAUAAAACACACACCUGGUACCUGAUUCUUAUGAGCUGUAUGCCCCGUUUCAUUUGCUCCUACUGAUUAUUGGACCAAAAUUGCACAAAGAUCUGAUUCUAUGUACAGUUUCAAUACAAUGAGUGCUUUUAGCCAAAGUUCGUCACUGAAUCAUCGUUCUUGCUUUGAAACCAAUAAUCCUGUUUAUGGCUUCCAAAGUAUUGCAAAGAUCAAAAUGUCUGAAAACACACAGUAAAAAUGAAUUAAAGGGGAAGGGAUAUGCCUCAUUUUCUUGAACUAUUUGUAAAUUUUGCUAGAAAUAAAUUGUCAUAAUUUGAUUGAGCCCUUUGGAGCAGAUUUCAUUACAAUAUACAUAUGAAACAAACUUUCUGUAGUUCCCAACGUUAGGUAACGUGGUCUUUGUCACCAACAGGUUUAAGACCCUAAAUAUUAUUGAAUGAAAUCACUGAGGGAAGAUUGACCAUUCCUACAUGUAUUUGUACCUGUACAUGUAUGCAGUGACAAGCAUGCAGAUUUCUGUUAAAUCGGGCAAUCCAUGACCAAGUUCCAAAGGGGCCAAACAACUCUUAUGUACAUAAACGUACCGGGUAAUUCCGAUGAACGAUGGAUACAAUUAACAGAGGAAGCAUACAAUUGCUAGAACAGAAAUAGACAAAGGUAGAUUUUGGGAAGAUGUGAUGAAGAAUACUGCAAAAGAAAUACACCUUCUAAAGGCUUUUAUUGAGCAAGAAAUCGUACGACGAAAUUGAAAUAUGAUAGAAGUAAAACGUGCUAUGACUUGUCAAUGUCUUAAGGAUUUUGACAUCAGAAAGCAGUGAUCACCAGCAUUUUCUGAUCUAAAUGUACAUGUAUGUAUCUUUUAUCCGCAUAAUAUGCAGUAAAUCCAUCUACACACAUAGUUUCUUUCUUUUAGGCCUUGAUUUAUGUUGCUUACAAUCUGGGGCCUGUAACACAAAGCUUAUCAAUCAUGGUAGAACAUUCAUUUUGCAAUUGAUUGAUUGAUGUCUACAAUGCACGAUUAAUCCCGAAAAUCGAGCAUACAAUUAAUUGCUAUCUAUUGUUUUACGGGACCCUGAUGUAAAAAUUGAGUUUCUUUUAUCGGUCAGUUUUUGCUUUUAUUUUUAAGUUUGUACCCCAUUAAGUAUUGUGCUGCAGGUCAAGUGUAUGAAAAUAUAGUGCGUAGAAUCAGUGACCAAAUGUGUAAAAUGGACAUUCUUGAAUGAAAACUUAUAGACAAGGUGUGAUGUUGUGAUCUACAUUGAUAUUGUAAAUAUUGUAUGAUACUGACUGCAGUACUUUGCUUUUAAUUUCUGGUGUUUUACUUUCAUCUACAGUAAUGAGAUGCAUUGAUCUUGCCAUAUGAUUGCUUCAGUAAGUCUUGACAUGUCAUUCAAUAGUGCAUUCUGCUAAAUAAAUUCUGCUAAGAUAAAUUUAUGGCUGCUCUAAACUAGUCACCGUCGCAUCUGCACCCGACCACAGCGUCAUGGAACUUUCGUUCUGUUGCCGUGUACCUGUGAUGAUGAUGAUGAAGUUGCACCCUUAUUGUGACAUCGAUCCUUUGGGUUAAUCUUGAGAGAUCGGUCGAGUACUAUGUAUUCAAACCCAUGAAUUAAUCACAGUGUUUUUUUAUCAAAGUUAUUACACAGAGUGAUUACAAACCUCACUUUUCUAAGGGCCGUUUAAUAGUGUGUAGCCCAGGUUAAAGAGAAGAUUUUGUGAUUCAUGUGCUGGCUUAUUAUUCUACCACUCAUAUCCUACAAUUGUGCCGUGACCAGUAGAUUUCAUAAAGAAAACGAUUCUAGGGGAAUUAUUCUGCAGGCACAGACCUUUCGUUUUUGUAAUUUGCAUAGUGCAUAAUACAGAGUCUAAAGUAUUGAGACUAGAUUCAAUGUGUACUGCAGCUGCCUCUACCACUGACAAAGAGUUUGGCGUCUAGCCUUCACUCUAGACAUGGUGUAAUUGGUUAAAUUGUCAAAAUCGAGUCUGUGCUUGAAGACUAACAGAUAGUUUUAAGGCCCUCUUUUAACAAUAGCUUUAUUUUUUCCCUAUUAUGAGCCCGUAAAAUACCUGUCAUAGAUUUUAUUAAUGCAUGUUUCAUGUCCAAAAGGGAUGAAUAGAUACACGUAUUGUGUCCCAUAUUUUUCUACCCAUUCCAUGCCUGUUGAGUGUGUGUAUUUUAAAAGGCAAUAUCUUGGGGACCCAAUUUAUUAUUUUAGCCUCUCAAAUUGUAAAUUGUUGCUGAUUUACAUGUAUAUUUAAUUUUUAGACCACAUCUUUGGUACAAAUUGUGUUUUCCAUGUAUGAUAUGAUAUUUCAUGUCAUGUGUUAAUGAGUUCAAACUUUCAAAUGGAUAUCCUUUAUAGGUACAUAAAUCUAUAUAUGGACUUUUAAGUUAACAAGAGGCCUUGCACAUACAUCUUGUGUUACAAAGAAAGAACACGCAAUUAAAUUUGAAGUUAUAGAGGUGUGACAAUAGAAAAUUUGACUUCUCUGAAUGCAUGUGGUUGUUCAAAAUCAUUCAAAUUCAUUACUUGUUCACAAAUUUGCUAGUUGUUUGCAAUGUCAACCUUUGCAUGAUUGCCACAUCCCAAACCGAGUUUUAAAGUAUUGCCAUGUUAGCCACUCAUUGUCAUUGCUUCCAACCAUCAAACUUUUGUAAAAUACAGCAGUAAAUUUGUCUUUUUUAAUAUAGAAACAUACGAGUUAUGAAAAUGUUAUUUAUUAUUCUUCCUGUUUGACAAAAAAAAUGUAAAAUAAGACAAAUUCGUAUUUUGAAGAUCAUAUACAGACUCCACAGAAUAUCUGCCUCAUUGACUGGAAGGGGUUGUCGAUCUCAUUAUGUAUAGAAUGAAUGAAUUAUUUGGAAAUAUAUUUGUUGCAUGACUUAUACACACUUUGAAAUGACCAAUAAGAAAUAACUAAAUUGAAAGAAAAUGUUAUGAAGAGAUGUAUUGAUACAACUGUAUGCACAAGGUCAGAACCUUGUCAGAAUAUCCCAUUUUCUAACAAAGUAUACAUAGUGAUGAUAAAUUUUCAUUGUUUGAACAGUGGACAAUGCUAAAUCUUUUUUUUUUUAACAAUGUGAUAUGUCAAUACUGUGUCUAGUCAGUAUAGCAAUUCAACUGAUGAAAAUACAGCCAAAAGAAUUGUUUGCCAGCAGUAUUAAACCAACUCACAGUAUAUUUAUGUUUGCUUGCUUUGAAAGAUAUUAAAAAUACAAAAGCAAGCAAUGAAUGAUUCCUAAAUAGGUGUAAAUUAGUUUAUUAAAAUGUACAGAAGAAUUCGCGAGUAUAUCUGGCAAAUGACUUAAAUGUACAUUCGCUUUGUCUAUGGAUUUCUAACAUAAUGCUUGAUAUACAUGUACGAUCUGUAAUUCGGUUUAUUUCUAGACUAGUAUCGUCUGUGUAUAUUGUACAUGUAUGUAACUAUAUAUAUAUUAUAUGAUAAAUUCGGAUCUGAUAUAUAAUUUGUUCCGGAAAUAAAAUACAUAUACUGCAGUUAGCUACAAGAAA
Lytechinus pictus (painted urchin) is the source of this 8917-nucleotide messenger RNA. RefSeq names its product protein FAM91A1-like. Lineage: Eukaryota; Metazoa; Echinodermata; Echinoidea; Temnopleuroida; Toxopneustidae. Bases 185 to 2770 code for a protein of 861 amino acids. The transcript has 20 exons. The record is from RefSeq and is a predicted model, not a curated record.